UCUGACUUCUCUGCACAAUACUAUCACUUUGUAUGUUUUCACAGUAACAUUUGUCAUAUUCUUAUUGUAUAAUGUAUAUUUAUGUUUAUUUUUUGUAAUAUUUUUUUAUAUCUACCCUUAUUUUACAUUUUACUUUAUUUUACUGUGUUUAUGUUUGCACUAUUAUACACUUAAGUAAAUUCCUUGUAUGUGAAAACCGACUUGGCAAUAAACCAGAUUCUGAUUCAGUGACAUGGAAGCGUUUCUUCCUCAGAGUGAUGCCUCCUGUCGGCCCGUCCUCUCUCCGCAGCUGUAGUUCCUUCACUUCCUGAACACCUCAGCUCCUCCACGAAGUGUUUUCAUCCCGGUGGUCCCGGUGCUUCCUCCGCGGGCUUCUCUAACCUCCGCUCCGGCUUGAUAUCCAUCUGACAGCCCGUCGGCCUCCCGCUUUAACCCGAACAACAACCCGGAGGACGGAGCUCCGGACCGGUUGGGUUUAAAACCGUGAGCCGUAGAGGGGGCUAGCUGUGAGGCUAGCAUAGCGUUAGCCGAGCAGGCAGCGGGGUGAAGGCUCGGUCCGGACCGGACGGCGGGUAGAGGGAAGCGGCAUGGCCGUGGGGAGCUACAGCCUGGCGGCGGGGGAGAAGGCAGCGAGCCAGGGUCAGAGUCAACGUGACGUGAACAAGAGGUUGAAGUACAUCAGCCUGGCGGUGCUGGUGGUCCAGAAUGCAUCGCUCAUCCUCAGCAUCCGAUACGUCCGCACGUUACCGGGCGACCGCUUCUUCGCGACGUCGGCCGUCGUCAUGGCAGAGAUCCUGAAGGUCCUGACGUCUCUGCUCAUCAUCCUCCUGCAGAAGAGAUUCAAUGUGAAGGAGACGGCGUUCUUCUUGGUCGACUCCAUCGUGUUUCAGUACAAAGACACUCUGAAACUGGCCGUUCCCUCCCUCAUCUACACUCUGCAGAACAACCUGCAGUACAUCGCCAUCUCCAACCUGCCAGCUGCCACCUUCCAGGUGACGUACCAGCUGAAGAUCCUCACCACCGCUCUGUUCAGCGUGAUGAUGUUGAGGAAGUCUCUGUCCAGAGUUCAGUGGGUUUCUCUGCUGCUGCUGUUCGCCGGAGUCGCCGUCGUGCAGGUGCAGCAGGAGGGGAAGAAGGAGGCGUCGGUGUCGGACAGCUCCAACCAGAACUACAGCGUUGGUUUGGUCGCUGUGGUGAUCAGCUGCCUGUCGUCGGGGUUCGCCGGCGUGUACUUUGAGAAGAUCCUGAAGGGGAGCUCGGCGUCCGUCUGGGUGAGGAACGUGCAGCUGGGGAUCUUCGGCUCGGCGCUCGGCACGCUGGGACUCUGGUGGAACGACGGCGCCGCCGUGGCCGAGCGCGGCUUCCUGUUCGGCUACACCGACAUGGUGUGGUGCGUCAUCUUCAACCAGGCGUUCGGCGGGCUGCUGGUGGCCGUGGUGGUGAAGUACGCCGACAACAUCCUGAAGGGCUUCGCCACGUCCUUCUCCAUCAUCGUCUCCACGGUAAUGUCCAUCUACCUGUUCGGCUUCCACGUGGACCUGCUCUUCACGGCGGGGGCGGGGCUCGUCAUCGGCGCCGUCUACAUGUACAGCCUCCCAAAAACGGCCGGCGGCUCUUCGUCGCCGAGCUCCUCCUCGUCUUCCUCGGUGUCUGCGGAGUCGUCGAGGACGAACGGAGGCGCCGAGAUGGAGGCGUUUCUGCCAAAGUCAGUGCUGAGCGCAGGGAGACGUCGCAUCUCCUCCCCCUGCCGUACCCAUCCCAGACUAACUGCUCCAGGAGGAGGAGGAGGAGGAGGAGGAGGAAGGAGCUGCAGCGUCUCAGAAUCCCUGACCACCUGUCUGUCUGUCUGUUUCCUGUCUCGCCCUCUCUGCCUUAAAACUCUUUACUUUACUAACUGACGGAAAGAGGAAACGCCUUACGCUGAUUAUUGAUGAAUGUUGUUGAGAAUCUGCAGUUUGAUCGUCUGUUUUCACGGAGCAGCUUUAGGAUUAUUUUCAUUAUCACUUGAUCUCUGAAUCUUUUAUUUUGAUUAACAAGUGGAAAAUAUUAGUUUAUUACUUUCACUGACAUAUUAAUGACAUUUCUGAAAAUACUCCAGAAGGAAUAAAAGUGUAGACGAUUCACUCAACGGAAGAUUCAUCCAGAUACAAACGUUUAGUUUUCUGACCAACAGCAGAACAAAGAAACCAGAGGAUGAAUCAUAAAGACUUUAUUAUUACUUAUUAUCAUCCUCUGAAGAAUGAAACUCUUGAAGAGUCCAAACUGUUUGAAUUGAUGUUGAGCUGCUCAGUGAAAACAUGUCGCAGCUCAAACGUCGUUUCCUGUCUGCGUCCACGUUGAGACGUUUGUGUUCGGUGCCUUUUCUCCUCAUCUGUACAGAAGCCAUACGAUUGUGUCGGUGUAACGUUCGUGUACAGUUGGAACUACGAACUCUGCAGCUUCAUACAGAAACACACGGGAGCGUUUUCUUUAUUCUGGUUUGAGGGACACAAGCGGAGCUGAGAGGGGACUGCUCGUUGAUCGGAGCACCUUUUAUAUCAAUGAAUGAAUCAUAAUAAUGUUUGACCGGCUGCAGGCGUCUUGUUGAAGAAGACGUCCUGCAGAGGCGUCCUGAAUGUUUUUCUGUCGGUGCGAGUCGCGUUCGUCCGUCGAGCUGCUUCCUGUUUACGUUGAUGUUUCACUUUGGGAGGAAAGUCUUUGUUGUUUUUGUCUCCAGAUCACUGCAGGAGGUGAUGAGCAGCCGACAGCCAGAGUCUGUUUGUAAUCUGCCACGUUAGAGGGAGGAAGCACCCCAACAACAUGUAGUCAACAACGUCAUUAAUGUUUCUAAAGCGCAUUAUAACCUGACAUGAUGGGCCCUGAAGGCAGCACCUACAUUAUUACCUGAUCUGCUGAUUAAGGGUUUAGUACGACGCAGUAUUCAGGCCAUUGUAGGUCAAUAUUUAUAUUUAAAUAUAU
This is a messenger RNA of Cottoperca gobio, 2958 nucleotides long. RefSeq names its product solute carrier family 35 member 2 (gene slc35a2). Gene Ontology annotation, biological process: pyrimidine nucleotide-sugar transmembrane transport. The transcript has 6 exons. The record is from RefSeq and is a predicted model, not a curated record. The coding region runs from base 588 to 1898 and encodes 436 amino acids. NCBI's taxonomy places the organism in Eukaryota, Metazoa, Chordata, Actinopteri, Perciformes, Bovichtidae. Gene Ontology annotation, molecular function: pyrimidine nucleotide-sugar transmembrane transporter activity. Gene Ontology annotation, cellular component: Golgi membrane.